This is a messenger RNA of Tarenaya hassleriana, 2288 nucleotides long. RefSeq names its product probable inactive receptor kinase At3g08680. The transcript has 3 exons. The record is from RefSeq and is a predicted model, not a curated record. Gene Ontology annotation, molecular function: protein binding; protein kinase activity; ATP binding. Bases 300 to 2111 code for a protein of 603 amino acids. Lineage: Eukaryota; Viridiplantae; Streptophyta; Magnoliopsida; Brassicales; Cleomaceae. Gene Ontology annotation, biological process: protein phosphorylation.
CGGCGUCACGGCGAAGCUUCCUCCACGCUUUUAGCAAUCCGAAUUUCUUACUGUUGAUGGUGGCAAUGGCGAUUCCAUAUUCUCCACUCUUUUUCUGCCUUUUUCCCUUUGUGAAGUGAAGCGUCUUCUUCACUACAUGCCGUUGUUAAAGUGAUUUCUUUUGCCCCGUCGUUAUUAUUUCUCGGCAUUACCCUCUCUCCUCCAAUGCCGCCGGCUCUCUCUCUCUCAUCCUCCGCGUAAAGGUAAACAAGGAAACCUUGGUGACUUGCUGAGAGCUUGCUUGAGAGUGAUCUCCGACAAUGCUGGAGUCAGUUGUUUCAGUGCUCUUUUUCCUUGUGCUCUCGUCUACAAUGGCGGACAUACAGUCAGACAGCGAAGCCCUGCUUGAGUUUGCAUCUCUGGUUCCUCAUGGGCGCAAACUCAAUUGGAAUCCCUCCAAUCCUAUCUGCGAUUCUUGGACUGGUGUCACUUGCUCCCAGAACAAAACCCGUGUGGUCGCUGUCCACUUGCCUGGAUUUGGACUAACUGGACCUAUACCCGUGAAUACACUCGGCAAGUUAGAUGAUCUCAUGAUCCUUAGCCUACGUUCCAACAAUCUUCAUGGCAACAUUCCAUCUGAUCUUGUUUCCCUUCCUUUCCUCCGUUCUCUGUACCUUCAGGACAACAACUUCUCUGGUAAUAUCCCUUCUCAUCUUUCUUCUCGCCUUUUUUUUCUCGAUCUGUCCUCCAACUCGCUCUCGGGAACAAUACCCACUAGUCUGCAAAACCUCAAACGUCUCACUGGUCUGAACCUGCAAAACAAUUCUCUUACUGGGCCAAUCCCUGACCUCCCUCCAAGCAUAAAACACUUGAAUUUGAGCUUCAACAACCUGAAUGGGUCGGUUCCAUCUUCUGUCAAGACCUUCCCUGCUUCCUCGUUCGAAGGCAACAGUCUUUUGUGCGGCCCUCCUCUGGAUCCAUGCCUAGAACCUACCACUGCACCUUCUCCUUCUCCACCGCCAGGCCCUGCUGCUAAUGAUAAGUCCAAAAGGGCCCUAACCACUGGAGCUCUCAUUGGUAUUGCUGUCGGCGGUUCGUUUGUGUUGUUUCUCUUACUUGUCAUUCUAACCCUGUGUUGUUCAAAGAGAAGAGAUGACCAAGGCACUACCGUGCCAAAUGCUAAGGCUGUGAGGGGAGAGAACAAGCCAGAGGACUUUGGAAGCGGAGUACAGGAGGCUGAGAAGAACAAGCUGGUGUUCUUCGAGGGGAGUUCAUAUAACUUUGAUCUCGAGGACUUGCUCAGAGCCUCGGCCGAAGUUCUAGGCAAAGGGAGCUACGGUACAACGUAUAAGGCUAUCUUGGAGGAGGGAACCACGGUUGUCGUGAAGAGGCUGAAAGAAGUGGUGGCGGGCAAACGGGAGUUUGAGCAGCAGAUGGAAGCCAUGGGACGGAUCAGUCUGCACCCGAAUGUUGCCCCUCUCCGUGCGUAUUACUUCUCCAAAGAUGAGAAACUCCUCGUGUACGACUACUACCCGGGUGGAAACUUCUCCACACUGCUGCACGGAAACAAUGAAACGGGAAGGGCAGCGCUAGACUGGGAAUCAAGGCUAAGGAUAUGUCUGGCAGCGGCAAGAGGCAUCGCCCACAUCCAUUCUUCUGCACCGGGCGCUAAACUGGUGCAUGGGAACAUCAAAUCAUCGAACCUCCUCUUAAACCGAGAUCUCGAGGUCUACGUAUCUGAUUUCGGGAUAGCCCCUCUGAUGAGCCACCACACCAUGGUGGUCCCGGGAAGGAGCGUAGGGUACAGAGCCCCAGAGGCAGUAGAGACGAGGAAACAUACGCAGAGGUCAGACGUGUACAGCUUUGGGGUAUUGCUGAUGGAGAUGCUGACGGGGAAGGGGCAGGAAGAAGUGGUGGAUCUGCCCAAGUGGGUGCAGUCGGUGGUAAGAGAGGAGUGGACAGGGGAAGUGUUUGACGUGCAGCUGAUCAAGCAGGAUAACGUAGAGGAAGAAAUGGUGCAGUUGCUGCAGAUAGCGAUGGCCUGCGUGUCCAAGCAUCCCGACAGCAGGCCUUCCAUGGAGGAAGUCGUCGCCAUGAUUGCCGACAUCCCCUCCGGCAGCAGCCCUUCUUAGUUUAUGUUUUAGCCUCUCUCUCAUUCUUUGUCCUUGUCAAAAAAUUAUCUUCUCAUUCACGGUCUUCAGAAUAAACCGCCAUUUUUAUGUCUUUUUCUCCUUCUAGCAAUCUUUGUGUGUGUGUUUUUCUCUUCUUCUGUGAAUCAACUUAACUUAAUGUUCUGUCUUCGGCCUACA